AUGGCCACAGGUGUUUAAAAUCAAGCACCUAGGCAUGCAGACUGCUUCUACAAACGUGUGAAAGAAUGGGUCGCUCCCAGGAGCUCAGUGAACUCAAGCAUUGUACCGUGAUAGGUUGCCACCUGUGCAAUAAGUCCAUCCGUGACAUUUCCUUGCUACUAAAUAUUCCACGGUCAACUAUUAGUGUGGUAUUACAACAAAUUGUAAGCAACUGGGAACAACAGCAACUCAGCCAUGAAGUGGUAGGCCACGUAAAAUGACAGAGGGGGGUCAGCGCAUGCUGAAGUGCACAGAAGUCACCAACUGUCUGCAGAGUCAAUAGCUAAAGACCUCAAAACUUCAUGUGGCCUUAGAGAUUAGCACAACAACAGUUCAUAGAGAGCUUCAUAGAAUGGGCUCCAUGGCCGAGCAGCUGCAUCCAUG
Messenger RNA from Staurois parvus, 423 nucleotides. Lineage: Eukaryota; Metazoa; Chordata; Amphibia; Anura; Ranidae. The record is from the annotation of a GenBank genome assembly.